AUGUUUGUUCUCAAUGGAAACAGCGAAGCGGCUCUUCUAGACGAUAUGAAAUUAAAUUCUGUUCCUUAUAAGGAAAACUACUGUGUAAUUUACAACUAUAUAUCUCCCAACAUGACCUACAACGGAAGUGUAACCUUUGUGACGCACAGCGAUGUACACUACUUGGGAAACCUGGAGACAUUGGUAAGUUUUUUAUAUACAAACCGUAUUGUGCUUUUCGUAAAAUUAAAAUCAGUGGAACAUAUUCGUUUACAGACAAGGUAUUGGGAUGGACCGAUUUCAAUCGGGAUUAUUGUUGAUCCUCCGCAACAGAACGCUUGGAGGUCAAAGGGUUUCGCAUCCAAAAAAUUCGUCAUGGCUCUCUCCAGGCUCGAUCUUCUCAGUGCGUCCGUAUUGGUUGGGAAAGUCACCGCGCAUCUUGUUUAUCCAAAAUCCGAGACGUCUCCGUGCGGUCGAAUACUCGUUGACGAGAGCGUGUUCUCCAAGGAUAUCAACUAUAUAGGCCGAUACUUCCCCGGGAACCACAAGAGGCACCGCUAUCCAAUAAAUGUGUUGAGGAAUGUGGCGCGGAUUGGGCUUACCUCGCCAAUCUUUAUGUCGUCCGAGUUGGAGGAGAUUCCGUCGGCGCAUUUUGCAGAAAGAGUCAAAGACUUGGCUUUGAAUGAGUUCUCCAGGUGAGUCACAAGACCGGAGAUUGAUGAAGCCGUGUCAUAUAUAUAGUCGCAAUAAGUAGGUAAUUUCAGAAAUAGCAAAACAGCUUUGAUUUACCGAAAGUUCCAAAUUGCCAAAGGCCAAGUCGUUCCGCAGAUUAAGAGCGAUUUGAUAGUAAGCAGUCAACUUUGUUCACAGAAUAUUUCAUAAUAUUUUUAGCACAUGUUUAAUGUUGAGAGAGCAGCGGAGUUCAAGAACUACACCACCACAAAAGCCCACAGAAUUCCAAUGGUACAGGAGUGGAUGACGGUUCCAGAGAACUUUAACAAGUCGAGUGUCUUUAUGGUAAAACUUGUUUUUGAGUUUGUAAUGUUAUCUAUAAGUUGAACGUUAAAACUACAAUUCCAUUUAGAAUCUCACAUAUAUGGAUCCAACAUGGGAGCCUCGUUUUGUUGGCUACAAUAGGACGGUUCCACUGUACGACGACAGUUUCAUCCUUGGGUUAAGAGAUCAGACCGAGCUCGUCUACGAGAUGUGCCUAAACGGGUUCGAGUUUAAGGUCCUCAACGAUCUUUUCACUUCAACAGUGGGGAUUCAGCAGCAAAUGUCAAGCGAAGAAUUAAACAUUCUCAAGAAUGGCGCAGGAUCAGAGCAUGGAAUGGUAAUUAUUAUAAUUAAGUCCGCCUUUUUAUCCCGGAAGGGUCUUACAUUAUAACUCACAAGAUUUCCGUUUCAGCUGGUCGAGGAAUACACAAAACGACUCUCCAAACAAUUCCCCGAUCUCAACGAACGAUGCGGCAUCUUCAAAGCCGACGAUCAGUUCUAUUAUCAUGUAAAUUAA
This is a messenger RNA of Bursaphelenchus xylophilus (pine wood nematode), 1492 nucleotides long. The record is from the annotation of a GenBank genome assembly. NCBI's taxonomy places the organism in Eukaryota, Metazoa, Nematoda, Chromadorea, Rhabditida, Aphelenchoididae.